AUGGAAGGCAUCCUGAGAAAGCUGCAGAAGGAAGCGACUGGCAAUAAAUACAAGGCGAUCAAGGAUCACUGUGCCAUGGCAAUAGAAGUCCUAGAAACCCCAGAAGGUGUAACAAAGAUCCUGCCAUAUCAACUGAGGGAAAAGUGCCUUUUUCCCCUUCAACUUGCUUUGGAGUCCAAAAAUACCAAGCUGGCCCAACAUGCACUGGCUGGAAUGCAGAAGCUUCUGGCUGACGACAGAUUUGUAUCCGUGGAAACAGACUCAGAUGAGCGGCAACUACUUAACCAAAUGCUCAACGCUGUUAAAGUGACUCCAUCCCUACAUGAAGAUCUACAGGUUGAAGUUAUGAAGGUUCUCCUGUGCAUAACCUAUACAUCAACCUUUGAUCUGAAUGGGAGUUCAGUCCUGAAGAUUGCAGAGCUUUGUAUUGAAACCUAUGUUUCAAGCUGUCAUCAGCGAAGUAUUAACACAGCUGUGAGAGCCACACUCAGUCAAAUGUUAAGUGACCUGACAUUACAGUUACGGCAGAAGCAAGACAGCCCGAAUACUGAAAUCCAGGAAGCAUUACUGGAAUUCAGGAGCCAAGAAUCUGGUCCAUCCGUGGAGUCGCUGUGUGAUGAUGUUGUAUCUGUGCUCACUGUCCUCUGUGACAAACUGCAGGCUGUUGUUAAUGAAAAUCACCCAUUGCAGCUUCUGUACCUGGAAUGUAUACUAUCAAUGCUCAGCAGUUCAUCUCCUGCUUUGAAUGUUCACAAAGGUUUUAUGGACCUUAUAUGGAAGCAGCUAUGCCCUGCUCUUGUGGUGAUCCUUGGAAACCCAGUCCAUGACAAAACUAUAACUUCUGCACAUAAUAACAUCUGUGUGGACUCUGACUGCCACUCAACAGGUGUAGCAGAUCAGGGUCGUGGAUCAGCAUGUUCUUCUACAGCUCCGGCUCUCAGUGGCCCAGUUGCCAGGACUAUUUAUUACAUUGCGGCAGAGCUAGUUCGACUUAUGGGCUCAGUUGAGUCUAUGAGGCCAGUCUUGCAGUCGCUGUACCAU
Staurois parvus is the source of this 1041-nucleotide messenger RNA. The record is from the annotation of a GenBank genome assembly. Lineage: Eukaryota; Metazoa; Chordata; Amphibia; Anura; Ranidae.